Messenger RNA from Plenodomus lingam JN3, 354 nucleotides. The record is from RefSeq and is a predicted model, not a curated record. NCBI's taxonomy places the organism in Eukaryota, Fungi, Ascomycota, Dothideomycetes, Pleosporales, Leptosphaeriaceae.
AUGCCAGUCCACAUUCGGUUCAGUCUCACGAUGCGAAUUUCGAAUCCGGCGCCGUUCCUACAUUGCAAAGACUUUCUAGAGAAAGUGCCCAUGACCAUCCCGAGCCUCUGCAAAAAUUUGCAGACACCCUCCAAACGAAAGAGGCCGCCAGCGAUCCUGUCGACUUCAACGUCACUCUCAACCGACCCCGUCUUCCGACCGCAAUCGCAGCUUGAAAGCUUCACAUUCCUGCCUCGAGAGCGUGGAAGAGUGGUUUUAAAGCAUACAACAUCUUUGACUCUCAUUAUCCUUGGAUGCGAGACGCACGACGAUAGCCAGUCACUAUUGUGCAAUGGCCAAGCAAGACGCCAGUGA